Messenger RNA from Orussus abietinus, 2221 nucleotides. RefSeq names its product ras-related protein Rab-5C (gene Rab5). Lineage: Eukaryota; Metazoa; Arthropoda; Insecta; Hymenoptera; Orussidae. The record is from RefSeq and is a predicted model, not a curated record. The transcript has 5 exons. Gene Ontology annotation, molecular function: GTP binding; GTPase activity. Bases 329 to 973 code for a protein of 214 amino acids.
CGCGGACGGCGCCGCGAGUCGGUGUGUCAUCCGCUGCUCCAGAAAAGGAGCCCUCGUUCCCUCGCCCUCCCCUCCGAGGGUAAUCUCCCGAGUCGCGCUCCGGAUUCCGCCGUGACAGGUGUCCGGAGGCCGCGUCGGCGUCGUCGCGCGGCGACUGCGGCGCUGACCUGGGAGCUGUCACGGGGUCGCCGUUUCCCGAGACUCGGCCCACUGUGGGCGGACGCGGAGAGAGGAGAGAGGAUAGAACCGAGUACGCAGUGGAGGUGUACCGUUAUCGCGGACACGGGGCUACACGCGGACACGCUGACAGCUCACCCUCGUGGGCAUCAUGGCUAAUCGGAUGACUGCUCAAAGGCCAAAUGGUUCCACGCAAGGGAAAAUUUGUCAGUUUAAAUUGGUAUUAUUAGGAGAAUCUGCUGUCGGGAAGUCCAGCCUCGUACUGAGGUUCGUGAAGGGUCAGUUUCACGAGUAUCAAGAGAGUACAAUAGGAGCGGCAUUUCUAACACAGACGGUAUGUUUGGAUGACACGACCGUAAAAUUUGAAAUUUGGGAUACUGCUGGUCAGGAGCGUUACCACAGUCUUGCACCUAUGUAUUAUCGGGGUGCACAGGCAGCAAUUGUUGUUUAUGACAUAACAAAUCAGGACACAUUUGUACGUGCCACAACGUGGGUGAAAGAACUGCAACGGCAAGCCAGUCCGGCAAUAGUGAUAGCACUUGCAGGAAAUAAAUCAGAUCUCGCUAACCAGCGCGUAGUGGAUUUCGAGGAAGCUCAGAGUUAUGCUGAAGAAAAUGGCCUUCUUUUCAUGGAAACGUCUGCCAAAACCGCCAUGAACGUUAAUGACAUAUUCCUUGCGAUCGCUAAGAAACUUCCAAAGAAUGAACAAGCAGGAAGCGCGAGUACGAGUGGACAGGGACGUCGGCUAGUCGAAUCAGAAGGACAGAAAGCAGCAGCUGGCAAUUGCUGCAAGUGAUUAUCCCAAUCCGUACGUGUUACACGUAUUACGUUGGUACAUAUUUUUGCAAUGUUUAAAUUUACUUUCCCUGGAAUUAUCGGAGAGGUGAUCGAGAAUAAUUGAUAUACGUCAGUCAGAUCGUUUGAACCUGUGGUUCGAUCCAAUCAUGUGCUAUGUAUUUUCCUUUAUGUAUUAUUUACAUACAUAUAUAUAUAUUUUAUAAUAAUAGGAAAAUAUGUUACACGGCGGAUACUGUGUUGGAAUGAAAUAGUUGCGUGUUUAUACAUCUCGGGGAUGAAGUUUAGCUCGCAACCGUUUAAAAAAAGAAAAAAAUUAGUAUUACGAGACAGUGAAGGAAAGAGUAGACGAUUAAAAUAUAUAUAUUCUAUUUUUAAUUAUAAAUCCAUUCUGGAGUCAGAUUAGUGUUCGUUUACACGUGUACUAUAGUUUCGAGGGAGCAAGCUAAAAGUAACGCUACUGCGUACCUUUAUAAAAAAAAUCUAUACGUUGGGAAAAUAACUCUUCUCUUUUUUUUUUACGAAAUUGUACUUAGAACGUUAAGUUAUUUAAUUGGUGCAUACCACUCUAUGAACAUUGAAUGAAAAACUUUAGCUAGAUGAGAUUGUACGUUUCUUUUUGAGUGAUUACAUUUUGACACAUGGCCAAAUGAAAUGAAAUACGAAUUAUGGUUUCUUCCGCUGCUAGCUCUACUCUUCGUUUCUCUUUUUAAUCGCAAUUGCAAAUUCGGUGCAUUUUCAUGCAUUUAUUUUCUAUCUUCUUGUCCCAGAAGUAGAGGAUUCCACAGUUUUUGCGUUUGUUUCUUCAUUUUUCUUUUCUGCGUCGUAAUCUAUGUAUUCCGAUCAAUAAGUCUCUCAACGUACAUAGUAUACCUUAUUUUAGAAACCCUCCUGGUGUUUUGCAAAAAACAAUAUAUCUCAAUGAAAUUUUAAACACUAUAUUUAAGCAUACCUCACUGAAAUUAUUUAUGAUAUACUGCUUUGUGUUACAUCAAAACGUAUGAUUACGUGCAUCAAAGUAUAUUUUUGUUAAAUGUAAGUGACGGUCUUUGACAGUUUACUCGUAUUUCAAGGGAAAAAAAAAAAGAUUAUGUAGUCUAUUACCAUGCUUCUAGAUAUAGUGAUUUAUUUGUUACACAUUUAGAUGAAUUUCCUCUAAGAAUGGUGUUUCAAAGUACAGUAAUUUUAUAAUUGUAAAUAACUUUUCAAGUUUAAUCUUGUCUGUGAAGGAAUAAACGUUUCAGGGAUA